Molecule: messenger RNA, 855 nt
Organism: Rubroshorea leprosula
Lineage: Eukaryota; Viridiplantae; Streptophyta; Magnoliopsida; Malvales; Dipterocarpaceae
Source: the annotation of a GenBank genome assembly
GAAAAAUCCAGGUUCCAGAAAUAAGUUCCAGUCUCUUCUCCUUUCCUUACCCUGUCUACUUAUAUAACUUAUUCUCAGUAAAUCUUGGGUCUUUCUGGAUUGGAAUUGAAUUUCCAAGAUGGGUAUGGUUUUUGGGAAGAUCAGCGUGGAAACCCCUAAAUACGAGGUGGUUCAGUCCUCACCUGACUAUGAAAUCCGGAAAUACUCUCCGUCGGUGGCGGCGGAGGUCACUUACGAUCCAUCUCAGUUCAAAGGGGACAAAGACGGUGGCUUUAUGGUCUUGGCCAAUUACAUAGGUGCCUUAGGCAAUCCACAGAAUGCUAAGCCUGAGAAGAUUGCAAUGACAGCUCCAGUGAUUACUAAAUCACCCGGAGACGAAAGCGAAAAGAUUGCCAUGACGGCUCCUGUGGUCACCAAAGGGGAUAAGAGUAUGGUGACUAUGCAGUUCUUGUUGCCGGCCAAGUACAAGAAGGCUGAGGAGGCGCCUAAGCCGGUGGAUGAGAGGGUGGUGAUACGGGAAGAGGGGGAAAGGAAGUACGGGGUGGUGACUUUUGGGGGAGUGGCAACGGAGGAGGUGGUGGCGGAUAAGGUGGAGAAGCUCAAGAAAAGCUUGGAAAGAGAUGGGCACAAGGUGAUUGGAGAUUUCUUGUUGGCUAGGUAUAAUCCACCAUGGACUUUGCCCCCUUUCAGGACUAAUGAGGUUAUGAUCCCAGUUGAGUGAAAAACUAAAAGUGGCAUGUUUGUCUUUCCAUGCCUUGUUGCUGUUCUGUUCUGGCAAUCAUCACUGUAAUGCAUUGUUAGUAGAAAUAAGUACAUGUAGUUUUCCUAAUAUUUAACAGUUCCUAUUUCUACAGC